This is a messenger RNA of Metarhizium brunneum ARSEF 3297, 2154 nucleotides long. Its product is annotated as Transcription factor himD. NCBI's taxonomy places the organism in Eukaryota, Fungi, Ascomycota, Sordariomycetes, Hypocreales, Clavicipitaceae. Gene Ontology annotation, cellular component: nucleus. Gene Ontology annotation, molecular function: DNA-binding transcription factor activity, RNA polymerase II-specific; transcription cis-regulatory region binding. The record is from RefSeq and is a predicted model, not a curated record. Gene Ontology annotation, biological process: regulation of DNA-templated transcription.
AUGGCGAACCAAGAUGAUGAGAGUAAGGCUGACGACAACAAGCUCCCAACGGCGAAAUGGGGAGCGGCGUGCUCGGCGUGCGCAACGGCCAAAGCAAAAUGCAUCAGAUCAAACCCAGGCCCAAGCGCAAAGUGUGACAGUCGAACCGCCCAGAUUGAGGAGAGACUGAAUGGCUUGGUCAACCUUCUCCAAGCUUCGGGUGAAUUGAACAAUAAUCAAUCUGCGCUAGGUGCUCUUAGUGAUGUGGCUGCCAGAGAGCACUCCGCCAUAACUCAUGAUACGCCGUCAACAAACUCUACGACAUCAUACAUGCCACAUUCAAGCUCCUGGAGGAUCCCCGAGACAUACAACUGUUAUGCAAUUCCAGCAUGUAUUUGCCGCCCCGAACCUGGCGAUGCACCUCGUGAUGCACCUCCCCCGCCAGAUUCUGACGAUGUGCUUUUGGAGCUCUACCGAACCCAGAUGCUGCCUGUUUUCCCCUUUGUUGUCAUUCCACCAUCGGUUUCUGCAUCUGAAUUACGCUCUAACCGACCAUUCCUAAUGUCGGCAAUCAGAAUGGUCACAUCAUUUCGCAGUCUGAGGUCAAUGAGAGCUCAGAUGUACCGCCUGAUGAGCCACAUUGCCGAUUAUGUUCUCAUCCGCUCAGCUAGGUCAUUGGAGUUGCUGCAAGGCGUGAUGAUCAUGAUCUCUUGGCACCAGUAUCACUGCCUAAUGCAUGGUCAGAUGAACAAUCUGAUUGCCUUGGCAAUGAGCCUUGUUGUUGACCUAGGUCUGAAUUGGGCACCUGGAUUACGAGAGCAGGCGAGAUUGAUGGUGGCGAGACCUGAUGAGCCUCCUGGGCGAACAAAUGAAGAAAGAAGAGCUCUUCUCGGAGUAUGGUUUUUGACGUGCAACAUCUCAGUCAGCUUCAACAGAGUUGAAUCUUUGAAAUACACGGCGUACAUUCAGGAUUGUAUGAACGUGCUUGAAAAUUCGAGAGAAUAUGAAUCCGACAUCACUCUUCUUUACCUAGUCAGAGUGCAGCGGUUGACAGAACGCAUUUUUGAACUCAAUUCUAAGGAUAAGGCUGUAGAAGAUAUUCCCGGGCUUCCGUCUGCACCCAUGUCGGCUUACAUUGCUGCCUUCCAAAAUGAAAUUGAGACAAUGCGCAAUACUCUGCCUCCAAAUUUACAGAAUGACGGCGCCUUUUUGUCAUAUCUCAACACGGCAAUGCUUAGACUCUACGAGCCUCAUGCAGUCGACUUGGCAUUUGUCAAUUCUCUCUCGCAGUCCCUCACAGCCGGACCCCUUGGUCGAGGCACUCCGCUCGAUAAGCUUUAUCAGUCUAGUGCAGCGCUCCGAAACUGGUUUGAUAGCUGGCUUUCGGUGCCUGCUUCUUCUUACUUCAGGCAUCCUACCACUAUCAUGUCGCAAUUAGUAUACGCUAUCACGAUGCUGGGGCGAUGGGCGCAGCUGGCAACGCCCAGGACGGUAUACGAAGGAGGCACGCCCAUGCCUCUUGGGGAGGGCAGUUCAGCGUAUAAUGCAGAUUCACAAAUGGGUACUAAUGGGCUAUCCGAAUCCAAAUCAUUCCAGGGGUACAAUCAGGGCGACCAGAAACCACGGUGUGGCGAGUCUGUGGAUCAAGAUUUCAUCGCAGCUCUUGCUGGUUUGCAAUCCCAGCUCCAGUCGCAACCAGGAUUGACGAUUAAUAUUCCGGAAAUACUUUCCGAAUUGUGUUCGAAAUGUGAGCAAGUCAACAAUAUCUUCCAACAAACCGCACCAGAGGAAGAGAAGAUGGACAACAACGUGUGGACCUUUAGCGCUCUUAAAGUCCGCAUCACGCGUGUCAAACUCGAACGCUGGGCAGAGCUUGUAGCUGCUGCAGCUGAAGGCCAUGAUCGGUUAAGCAAGGUUGCACAUCCUCAAGAAUGGCGAGGAUCAUACCCACAAACGUCGUCUGCCAACAUGGGUCAGCCUCCCAACGGUAUGGCCAAUAACGGGUUCGCGCAGGAUCAAACUCAGAUUCAAAAUUUCCUGGAUAGCACUCCUUGGACUUCAGAUCUUUUGGAUGGAAUCGACCCUACUGUUUGGUUUGACGGAUAUUUGGAUUGGGGAACUUUAGUUAUGAAUUCUAUGGGACAGGGGCCGGUAGGGCAACAGCCUCAGAUGUGA